GAGCACCGCGCUAAUCAUAUGGCAGCAAAAACCAGGCUGAAGGAAGAUGAAGGUCAGAAGGUCAAUUAUCGUGAUAGGUCGAAUUCAGAAAUUAGGGAAUCAUUAGACGUGAAGGCAUCGGCUAAUGUUUGCCAGUUGAGGUCUAUAUUAAAAAGGAAAGACAUUGGUACGGGUUCCAAGCCACAAAAGCGUGUGAGGUUUGACUGUGCUUAUAAAGAUGAUCUGGAAGAACAGUUUGAAGAGUCUGAAGAUUCAGAUGAUGUAUCUCUACCGGCUGAACAUGCCAGACCGCUUCCAGAUUAUUUACGAAAUCCUUCUAGGUAUACAUGCUAUAGUUUCUGUUCAUCAAGUGAAGUUGGUGAAGAAUCUAAUGCUCAAACUUGGGAGGAUGUGCUUAAGCUUGAUACAAGCUCAAAAUCUACAGAAUCAUUGUCAGAGCAUGAUGAUGCACCUCAUGAUCUUCCGAAGUCGGGUGAGUUCUAUCCCAAGGAGAAAAUCAGGCAAUCUUCAACCAGGAAGCGGUACCAGUGACCUUCAGGAGAAGGAAGAUGAAUGUAA
Molecule: messenger RNA, 558 nt
Organism: Hibiscus syriacus
Lineage: Eukaryota; Viridiplantae; Streptophyta; Magnoliopsida; Malvales; Malvaceae
Exons: 1
Coding region: 19-531 (170 amino acids)
Source: RefSeq, a predicted model, not a curated record